AUGUCGGCUGCUCCCGAGUACGAACCCCAAAACAUGGGUGCCUUAUUGGCAGCCCUGACGCAACCGGACACGAACACCAUUCGUCAAGCUGAACAGGCGAUGAAACCCUUGUUGAAAGAUCCUCGCUGCAUUCCAGCCCUCAUGUUGAUUUUGCACAGGGAUCCCAACAAUGCUGCCGUGGUGGCCGUGGCGACUCCUCCCGUUCGUCACAUUGCCGCUGUCGUCUUGCGAAAACGAUUGACGGGCCACUAUGCCAAUUUGGACCCCAACUACAAAACCCACUUGAAAGCGGAAAUUCUGCAGAUUCUAGCGCAUGAAUCGGAACGAUCCGUCCGCAAUGGAAUGGUGGGCGUGGCGGCCGCCAUUGCCAAAUUGGAAUGCACGGCCGGUGGAACUUCGUGGCCUGAAUUAUUCAAUUUCUUGGCGGCCGCGGCGGCCAAUGAAAACCCCAUGGCACGAGAAUUGGCAUUUUCGCUCCUCAGCGAAAUGACGGAAACGGUCUACACACAUCUCAAGGAACAAUUCCAAUCCAUUGCGGGACUCUUCCAGGCGGCAUUUGCCAACCCCAACGAGUCACCGGCUGUGCAAAAAGCGGCUGUGCAAGCAUUGGGACAAUUGCUCUCCUUUUUGGCGGAUGAUGCCGAAGUACAAGUCUUUGCCUACCUUAUUCCGGCCAUUCUGCAAGUGGCCAGUCGUCAUGCUCACGAUGAUGAAGAUCUGGUGGCGGUCGUAUUGGAUGUACUCUACGAUUUGGCAUAUUCACCGGUACCUGCCAUUACACAACACUUGACACCCAUGGUGACCUUUUGUCUGGAAGCCAUGAAAUCCAGUGAGCUCGAAAUGAGAGUCCGUGAUUCGGCUGCUCUCGUUGUCGCCACUCUGGCCGAAGCCAAACCCAAAACGUUUGGAAAAGAACAAGCAUUGUUGGCACAAGUAUUGGAGGUACUCUUCACACUCAUUGAAAAUUCACCAGAGUCGGCGGCUGGAGCACUCUUUGAUUCCAAUCCAAUGUGGAGAGAAGAUUUGUUGGCCGAACAAGGAGGCACCAUGGACGAUCCCGAUGAUCCCUACGAUAAUCCCACGGAAACCAGCAUGGCACAGGGAACGCUCGAUAUGCUCGCCUGUGAAAUACCCAAAAAGUACAUUCUCGAACCGCUCCUCAGCAGAUGCAUGUCCCGCAUCGCCGUACCCGAUCCCAACAAACGCAAGGCAGGAAUCGCCUGUUUGGGCGUCGUCGCCGAAGGAUGUGCCGAACCACUGAGAGAUCAUUUGGCCGAUAUCAUGCCACAAGUAUUGGGAGCCGCACGAGACGAAAAUGCCCAAGUACGAGAGUGCGCCUGUUUCUGUCUGGGACAAAUCUCGGAACAUUGUCAACCGGAAAUUCUUGGAUAUUCCGAACAGAUUUUGCCCACCAUUUUCUCCUUGUUGGAUGAUACUACCGUCGCGGUGCAGGCCACGUCGUGUUAUGUGUUGGAAAUGUUUUGUGAACGUUUGGAACCACAAGCGGUUCGACCCAUGCUCGAUAGUCUGGUACGCAAGCUUGCGGCCAUGUUGGAAGGAACUACCAAACGAUCCGUUCAGGAAAUGGCCGUUGCGGCCAUGGCGGCCACGGCAGUGGCGGCCGAAGAAGAAUUUACGCCCUAUGUGGCGGGUGUCGCCAGUUUGAUGCAAAAAUUAAUGGUCCUGCAAGAGGAACGACUCUUCUCCUUGCGUGGAAGGGCACUGGAAUGCAUGGGACACAUGGCCAUUGCCGUGGGACGAGAUACCUUCCGGCCUUACUUUACCGCCACAAUGCAGUGUGCCUGUGAAGGAUUGACAACCAACUCGACCGAUUUGCAGGAGUUUGCCUAUGCCGUUUUUGCCAAUCUGGCCAAGGUCAUGAAGGAAGAAUUUGCUCCCGCUUUGGGAGAUCUUGUCCCUCAUUUGAUUGAAGUGAUUGGAACGGAUGAAGGACAAUUGGAGCCUGCAGAAGAAGCCGAAAAGGUAGGUGCUUUGGCCGGCUUGGACGAUUCCGACGAAGAAGACGAGGAGGGAGGCAACUACGUGCUGCACGUCAGGACGGCUCUUUUGGAAGUCAAGAAGGGCGCCAUUACGGCCAUUGGAGAAAUGACAGCACACACUGGAGCCGCAUUUGUUCCCUUCUUGGAAGAGGUGAUGCAAGUUUUGCAAAAGGCUGCAAGCAACUGGCACCCACUCAUCAAGUGUGAAGUAGCGGAUGCUCUUCCAUCGCUUGUCAUGCCAUGUAUUGCUGCCUAUCAUGAAGGCGAUCUUAAAUGGACCAAGGGAGACGUUGCUGGACCCAAUCCGAUGAGUCAGCCCACACAAGCCAUCGUGGCGGCUGUGCUUACUGAGUUGAUCAUGCUGAUGAAAGACGAUGACAAAUCUACGGUUGGAAAGUCAUGCGAAGGAAUCCAGAGUGUCAUCGAAGUUUGUGGACCCCAUGCACUGCUCCCAGUCGCCAAUGAUUGUCUGACCAAUACCUAUGAGCUACUCUCCAAAACAGCGCCUUGCCUUGCAGCAGAAGAGAUGUACGGCGAGUUCCCUGAGGACGAUGACGAUCAUGAUGUAGUCAUGCAGGCAGCUUGUGAUUUAGUUGGUGGCUAUGGACGAGUGAUGGGAGCACAGUUUGCGCAGUACUUGCCACAAUUUCUCCCCGCAAUCUGCAACUACGCCAAGUCCUCGCGGCCUCCCAGUGAUCGAUCGAUGGCAGUUGGGUGUUUGAGUGAGCUGGCACAAGAAUUGGAAGGUGCCAUCGCUGAGCACUGGAAAGGAGUGUUCUUGCCCGCUGUCAUUGCUGGUUUGGCGGAUGCCGAUGAGAAUGUGAAGCGAAAUGCUGCGUUUUGCGCAGGAGUUUGCUGUGAACACUUGAAAGACCAAGUGGCUGGUGACUACCCACAAAUUCUGCAAGGUUUAUCUCCCCUCUUUAGCAUUAAUGUUUCCGGCGGACCCCUUCCCGAAGGUACUGCUGCUUGCGUCGACAACGCCGCUGCUGCCGUGGCUCGCAUGAUCAUGGCUUCCCCGAACAACGUUCCCAUGGCUCAGGUAUUGCCAGCGAUGCUAGCCAUUCUUCCUUUGAAGACAGACAUGACAGAGAACGAAACGGUGUACAAAUGUCUUGGCGGUUUGUUGGAAAUGAACCACCCAGAGAUUUUGAGCCGCAAGGCCGAAGUCAAGCGAAUAUUUACGGAGGCUGUGGCGGCAGAUUCAAAGGUGGAAGACGAAAUCAAGGCGAAGCUGACUCAAAUGAUUCCGAGUUUGUAA
This is a messenger RNA of Seminavis robusta, 3261 nucleotides long. Lineage: Eukaryota; Bacillariophyta; Bacillariophyceae; Naviculales; Naviculaceae. The record is from the annotation of a GenBank genome assembly.